Molecule: messenger RNA, 2422 nt
Organism: Ricinus communis (castor bean)
Lineage: Eukaryota; Viridiplantae; Streptophyta; Magnoliopsida; Malpighiales; Euphorbiaceae
Product: probable pectinesterase/pectinesterase inhibitor 34
Exons: 3
Coding region: 395-2221 (608 amino acids)
Biological process (GO): cell wall modification
Molecular function (GO): pectinesterase activity; pectinesterase inhibitor activity
Source: RefSeq, a predicted model, not a curated record
AAAAAAAGACAGCAGCGGGAGCAUUAGUAGAAGUAGAAGUAGUGGAAGUGGUAGUGGUAAUGGUAAUAGAAGCCAGCUAUUGAAAGCUCCUCCCGAUAUAGACUUCACACCCACCUCUAUUACACCUCUUUCUCAUCCUCAACCCCACACACACACCAUUUUCCCCCAUUGUAUUUAUAUAUAAACCCAACUCUCUCUUUCCAUUACUACACAAAUAAAUAAACCCAACUCUCUCUCUAUAUAUAUAUACACACACACACUUCACUCACUCACGCAGAGACACAGAAACAGAGAGCUCCAGCUCUAUUUAGUUUAUUAAAAUAACUUUGCAUUUCUAUCUAGACAAAGUUAUUGUUUUUAUAUAUAUACUACAGCACUACUCACCGACAGUCAAAUGAAGCCGCUCGACUAUGGCAGGCUUGGUCCGUCGGAUCAAGGAGGAGCAGGACCCUCUACGGGUCUUGAUGAUCACCAAUCGCAGCACGCCAUGCCGCCGCAACGCCCACACAGGAAGAAGAUAAUUCUCCUUUCUUUCUUUUCUUUGGCAUUGAUCAUUGCCUCGGCGGUUUCCGCCACAUUAUUGAUCGGGCUGCGGACCCGUGCUUCGGGCAAACCGAGCCCGCUCGUCGCCCGUAAACCCACGCAGGCUAUUUCGAAAACAUGUGGCAAGACUCGCUUUCCGGCUCUCUGUGUCAACUCGUUACUGGAUUUCCCGGGUUCUUUAACGGCUAGCGAGCAAGACCUUGUCCACAUUUCCUUCAACAUGACGCUGCAGCACUUCACUAAAGCUCUCUACCUUUCAUCAACCAUCUCAUAUCUCCAGAUGGACACACGCGUACGGUCAGCAUUCGAUGACUGCCUCGAACUCCUUGACGACUCUGUCGACGCGCUUUCGCGCUCUCUCUCCGCUGUUGCUCCGUCGUCAGGAGCUACAAAUGGACUGCCGCAGCCAAUCGGCUCUAAUCAGGAUGUGGUCACGUGGCUCAGCGCUGCGCUCACUAAUCACGACACGUGUAUGGAGGGGUUUGAGGAGUUGAGUGGAUCAGUGAAGGAUCAGAUGGCUGCCAAGUUGAGGGAUUUGUCCGAGCUAGUUAGUAACUGUUUGGCGAUUUUCUCCGCGAGCGACAGUGAUGACUUUUCGGGCGUGCCGAUACAGAAUCGGCGUAGACUGAUGGAUGCCGAUACAUCGAAGCAAAAUGCGGAGGGAUUUCCGAGUUGGCUAGGGAGGAGAGAAAGAAAGCUGCUGACUAUGCCGAUAUCGGCGAUACAGGCCGAUAUUAUUGUCUCGCAGGAUGGAAACGGUACAUACAAGACAAUCGCGGAAGCAAUUAAAAAAGCGCCGGAGAAAAGUAACCGGCGAACGAUUAUUUACGUGAGGGCAGGAAGGUACGAAGAAUCCAACUUGAAAGUGGGGAGGAAAAAGCAAAAUUUGAUGUUCAUUGGAGAUGGCAAGGGCAAAACCGUCAUUUCAGGAGGGAAAAGCGUCGCUGAUAACAUGACCACAUUCCACACUGCAUCAUUUGCUGCAACUGGAGCUGGUUUUAUUGCUCGUGGCAUAACAUUUGUGAACUGGGCUGGUCCAGCCAAGCACCAAGCAGUGGCUCUUCGAGUUGGGGCAGACCAUGCAGUAGUCUAUAACUGCAGUGUCGUAGGAUACCAAGACACUCUCUAUGUACAUUCCAAUCGCCAAUUCUUCCGCGAAUGCGACAUAUACGGAACUGUCGAUUUCAUAUUUGGCAAUGCAGCUGUUGUGUUUCAGAACUGCAGCAUUUAUGCUCGUAAACCUAUGCCCUUACAGAAGAACACCAUCACUGCCCAAAACCGCAAGGACCCUAACCAAAACACAGGCAUUUCAAUCCAUGCCUGUAGGAUUCUCGCCCAGUCGGAUCUCGAGGCAGCGAAAGGGAGCUUCCCGACCUAUCUAGGCCGUCCAUGGAAACUGUACUCAAGAGUUGUGUACAUGUUAACCUACAUGGGCGAUCACAUUCAUCCAAGAGGAUGGUUGGAAUGGAAUACAACAUUUGCACUUGAUACACUAUACUAUGGUGAGUACAUGAAUUACGGGCCGGGAGGGGCGGUCGGGCAACGGGUAAAAUGGCCAGGGUAUAGAGUCAUCACAUCAACUGUUGAAGCAAGCAAGUUCACAGUAGCAGAGUUUAUUUAUGGAUCAUCAUGGUUGCCAUCUACUGGAGUGGCAUUUUUAGCUGGGCUAUCAGUUUAAGUAACAUUUUGUACAAUACAUAUAAAAAGUUUUAUCUACAGUGUAUUCUUAAUAAUUGUAUGCAACUAUAAAUUUUUCUAUUCUAUUUUUUGCAUAAAGUUCAAAUAACUAUCUGUAUGGUGAUUAAUUGUUCCUUUUCUUUAUAUAGUUGUAACUUGUAACCCAUUAAGAAGAUGCAAUAGAAAAGUUAAAUUCUCAUUA